Notolabrus celidotus (New Zealand spotty) is the source of this 10771-nucleotide messenger RNA. RefSeq names its product laminin, alpha 2 (gene lama2). The record is from RefSeq and is a predicted model, not a curated record. Gene Ontology annotation, biological process: regulation of embryonic development; regulation of cell migration; cell adhesion. The coding region runs from base 117 to 9629 and encodes 3170 amino acids. Lineage: Eukaryota; Metazoa; Chordata; Actinopteri; Labriformes; Labridae. Gene Ontology annotation, cellular component: basement membrane. Gene Ontology annotation, molecular function: extracellular matrix structural constituent; signaling receptor binding. The transcript is spliced from 74 exons.
ACUUCUGUGAAACUUUUUUGCCCCAGUCAUUCAACACAAGAGAGAGCCGCGCACGAGGACAAGCCACUGAUUCCACGGCGCGCGCGGCACACAUCAAACUUCAGAUUGGGACGAACAUGACGCGACUCCGGCUCGUGCUACUGAGCGCGUUGCUAUGGCAAUGCUGCCUUUCUCAACAGAGAGGACUGUUCCCAGCUGUGCUGAACCUGGCAUCCAUGGCAGACAUCACAGCUAAUGCUACCUGUGGCUCACUGGGUCCAGAGAUGUUCUGUAAGCUGGUGGAACACGUACCAGGCCAGCCUGUCAGAAACCCUCAGUGUCGAGUCUGCAACCAAAGGAGCACAAAACCAUUUGAGCGUCAUCCCAUUGAAUACGCCAUCGACGGGACCAAUCGCUGGUGGCAAAGUCCCUCCAUAAAGAAUGGAAUGGAGUACCAUUAUGUGACCAUAACACUCGACUUAAAGCAGGUUUUCCAGAUCGCCUAUGUGAUUAUAAAAGCAGCCAACUCACCUCGACCAGGUAACUGGGUCUUGGAGCGUUCGAUAGACGGUGUGACCUUUGAACCCUGGCAGUACUACGCCAUCACAGAAACAGAGUGCCUGACGAGAUUCAACAUUAAUCCAAAGACAGGAACUCCAUCCUACACCAGAGAUGAUGAAGUCAUCUGCACAUCUUACUAUUCAAAGAUCCACCCGCUGGAGAAUGGAGAGAUCCACACUUCUCUGAUCAAUGGUCGACCCAGUGCUGACGACCCCUCUCCGACCUUGCUGAACUUCACCUCCGCCCGCUACAUCAGGCUGGUGUUUCAGCGAAUCCGAACACUGAAUGCAGACCUCAUGACCCUGACCCUCCGAGACCCCAGAGACGUCGAUCCAAUUGUGACCAGACGAUACUACUACUCCAUUAAAGACAUCUCAGUGGGAGGGAUGUGUAUCUGUUACGGCCACGCCAAAGCCUGUCCCCUCAACGCUGAUACAAAGAAGUUUAGCUGUGAAUGCGAACACAACACAUGCGGGGAGAGCUGUGAUCAUUGUUGCCCUGGUUACCACCAGCAGCCCUGGAUGGCAGGAACCUUCCACACUCGACAUAUCUGUGAGAAGUGUAACUGUCAUGGUAAGGCAGAGGAGUGCUACUUCAAUCAGACUGUCUCAGACCUGUCGCUCAGCCUGGACAUCCACGGUAAAAACAGAGGGGGAGGAGUCUGCAUUGGAUGCCAAGACAACACAGAUGGAGUCAACUGUCAGACAUGCGCUGCUGGAUUCUUCAGACCUGCCGGGGUGAGCCCUGAGGAUGACGACCCCUGUAACCCCUGCUCAUGUGACUCGCAGGGUUCUGUCAGCCAGUCAUGUGUCAGAGAUUCAAAUGAGGCCACACCAAGCCAGCCAGCAGGGUCGUGCUGGUGUAAGGAGGGUUUUGGGGGUCUGCGAUGUGACAGGUGUGCUGUGGGUUAUAUGGGCUUCCCAUCCUGCCAGCGCUGUAACUGCAGUGUGGAAGGAAGCUCCAACGCUGACCCGUGCAUAACGCCUUGUCUGUGCAAGGAAAAUGUGGAGGGAGAAAAUUGUGACCGCUGUAAACUUGGAUUCUACAAUCUUAAAGGUGACAAUCGACGAGGGUGUGAAAAGUGCUCUUGUAUGGGCGUGUCCAGUCAGUGCACUGCUUCCACGUGGACCUAUCACAACGAGACGACUCUGACAGGCUGGCACCUGGUAGGAGACACAGGAGGAAGAGUCUGGUCAGUUCACAGACAGACGCCUCCGUAUCUGAGCGUCCGACACGCAGACGUGGUGAAUGACCUCGGCUCAGCCUACUACUGGAAUGCGCCUGGACUAUACCUGGGAAACAAGCUCACAGCCUAUGGAGGGAGAGUGGUCUACACUGUGUCUUACAACACAGACCAGCAAGAACAGAGAGCCAUCCGAGUCACCUCAGAGCCCGACCUGAUCAUAGAGGGAGGCGGGAGGAAGAUAAUUGACAGACGUUUCGGCCAGCCGGUGUACCCGUCCUCGCCGAGCACCAAUCAGAUUGUUCUCCAUCCAGAGAACUUUCUCUUUUCAGGGAGCGCCGAGCCGAUCAGUCGAAGGGAUUUCAUGUCUGUGUUGGCGAAUGUGACCACAGUGAUGGUGCGGGCUUCUUAUAGCACCGAGACCAGUGCUGUGUACAGACUCCACUCCUUCUCAAUGCAGGUAGCUAAUCCUGCAGCCAGAGGAGAGAAGACCGCUUCAGCCGUAGAAGUCUGCUCCUGUCCACCUGGAUUUGCAGGAACAUCCUGUGAGACUUGUAUUCCUGGUUUCCGGAGAGUUAACAGGAUUUUAUAUAAUGGAUUUUGCGAAGCCUGUCAUUGCCACGGACAUGCUGCACAGUGUGAUGAAGUCACUGGACACUGCCUGGACUGCUUUCAUCACACCACAGGCCCUCACUGUGACACCUGCUUACCUGGUUACUUCGGCAACGCCACUCGUGGGUCGCCUACUGACUGCCAGCAGUGCACGUGCCCGCUCAGUCUCCCAAGCAACAAUUUCAGCCCUACAUGCCACCUAAGUGAAGAAGGGGAGAUGAAGUGCGACCAGUGUCAGCCUGGAUACACGGGGCCACGAUGUGACAGGUGUUCUAACGGAUACUUCGGCCAGCCCACUGUACCAGGACACUCCUGCCAGCCCUGUGACUGCCAUGGAAACCUGGACCUCUCCGUACCUGGCUGUUGUGAUGCGAUCACAGGCCAGUGUCUGCGCUGUCGACAAGGUUAUGGAGGCCCGGAUUGUGACAGUUGCUCUGAAGGUUACUAUGGAGAUGCAGUCACAGCCAAAAACUGUCGACCCUGUCAGUGCCACACAAAUGGAUCUGUAUCUGAGGAGUGCAAUAAGCAGACUGGACAGUGCCAGUGCAGAGAAAACGUGGUUGGACGACAGUGUGACGAGUGCAUGCCUCAGACUCACGGCAUCACCACAGGUGGAGUGUGCGUCCCGUGUCACUGCAACUCGUUCGGUUCCAAGUCGUUUGACUGUGAUGAGUCGGGUCAGUGUCGGUGUCAGCCGGGGGUCACCAGUCCUAAAUGUGACCGCUGUGGCCGAGGGUUCUUCAACUUCCAGGAGGGCGGCUGCACACCCUGUCAGUGCAGCCACUUGGGGAACAACUGUGAUGCUAACACAGGACAGUGCAUCUGUCCCCCAAACACCAUUGGAGAGAGGUGUGACCGCUGUGCUCCCAACCACUGGGGCCAUGAAAUCACAACUGGAUGCAAGGAGUGUGCUUGCAGCGUUGUCGGCUCAGUGACCCAGCAGUGCAACGCAAACACCGGCUGCUGCUUCUGCCAUGACUCUUUCCGAGGAGAGAAAUGCAACGAGUGUCAAAUUGGAUACCGAGACUUUCCUCAGUGCACCCAGUGCGAGUGUAACGUGGCAGGAUCGGACAGCCAGACCUGCGACCUGGAGAGAAAAGUGUGUGCCUGCGCUGACCGGACAGGGAAGUGUAGCUGCAAGGAAAACGUGGAAGGCGCCAACUGUGACCGUUGUAAGGCCGACACGUUUGGGUUGUCAGUACGAAACCCGCUCGGCUGCAGCAAGUGUUACUGCUACGGACUGACACGCUACUGCACAGAGGCACAGGGACUCAUCAGGAUGUGGUUAACACUGAAGCCUGAGCAGACGGUGCUCCCCCUGGUGGACAAAUCCAACACUAUUGAGACAAGGAGAGGAGUGAGCUUCCAGCACCCUGAGAUCCUCGCUCAUACUGAGCUGGUUACCUCAACUCUCUCUGAACCUUACUACUGGAGACUGCCCGACCAGUUCAGAGGCUCAAUGAUCACAGCAUAUGGUGGUCAGCUGAAAUACGCAGUCUACUACGAGGCCAGAGAAGAAACCGGUGCUUCCUCCUAUGAGCCUCAGGUCAUCAUUAAGGGAGGUCCGAACCGCAACAUCAUGAUCACACGCCACAUACCGGGGCUCCAGAUUGGUCAGCUCACCCGCCAUGAGAUUGACAUGACAGAGCAUGAGUGGAAAUACGCAGAUGGCCGGUCCAUGACUCGAGAGGACUUCAUGGAUGUUUUGUUCUAUGUGGACUACAUCCUAAUUAAGGCAUCACACGGCAACUUGAUGAGACACAGCAGAAUUUCAGAAAUCAGUCUAACAGUGGCCGAGGAAGGCACGCCGACCAGACAGAGUAAGACAGCUCAUCAGAUAGAAAAGUGUGACUGUCCAAUCGGAUACUCUGGACUCUCCUGUGAGGAGUGUGCUGCAGGUUUCUACCGUCUUCGCGCCGACUCCUCAGCAUCUGUUCCAGCGUCCAGCAUGCCCACCGCUGUCGGCAUGGGCAGCUGUGUUCAGUGCCAGUGCAGUGGGCACUCUUCCACCUGUGACCCUGAGACGUCCAUAUGCCAGAACUGUCAAGACAACACAGAGGGGGAUCAGUGUGGGCGCUGCGCUCCGGGAUUCUACGGCGUGGUGCGUGGUUUCCAUGACGACUGCAAACCCUGCGCCUGUCCCCUCACCAACCCAGAGAACAAUUUCAGUCCAACCUGUGUAACAGAGGGGUAUGAUGACUACCGCUGCACAGCCUGUCCUGAGGGAUAUGAGGGUAAACACUGUGAGAGGUGUGCUACUGGUUACCAUGGUAACCCACUGAUGCCAGGCGGCCGCUGCGAGGAGUGUAAGUGUUCCCCUUGGGGGGCGUUGCCUGGACCGUGUGACCCUGUCACAGGCCAAUGCCGCUGCAGGGUCGGGGCAUCCGGGAGGUCAUGUGACCAGUGCAUGGGCAGGCAUGUGUGUGGAGCCGCUGGGAUUAUCUCCUGUGAUGACGAGUGUUCAGGUCUGCUGAUCAGUGAUAUGGACCGCCUUUACCGCAUCAUCACUGAAGUCACCCUGACCACGCCCCUCCCACCUCCUUAUAAGGUGUUGUACCGCUUCGAGAACAUGACGGAGGAACUCAAGCACAUGCUGUCACCUCAGAAAGCUCCGGAGAGAUUACUGCAGCUGGCCGACUCCAACCUGGGAUCACUGGUGGUUGAGAUGGACCAACUUCACAGCAGGGCCACUAAGGUGUCAGCUGACGGAGAGCAGGUGGAUGAUGAUGCUGACAGGAUUCAUAAGCGGGCAGAGGACCUGGAGCAGUUCAUCAGGGACACGCUGCUGGGAGCUAAAGACCUCCAGCUGAAGGCUGCCGAGCUGAACCAGACUCUCUCGCGCAGAGAUGGAACUCCAGAAAAAAGCCUGAAGGAGAUGAAGGAGGAGAUCCAGGCCAUGCUAGCCGAGAUGAGAAAACGACAGCUGGGAGGGAAGAAGAGCACCGCCGAGGAGGAGAAGGAAUUAGCAGAGGAGUUGUAUCAGAAAGUAAAGAGAUUAUUUGGUGACCCCCAUCAGGCCACAGAGGACCUGAAAGCAGAGAUAAAAGAGAAGCUCUCAGACCACGAGGGGAAGCUGCAGGAGGCCCAGGACCUACUCCACACUGCCCAGGGAAAGACCAGGCAGGCUGGCUCACUGGGCGAACAAAACCAGGCUAACCUCACAGCCCUGGAGAGGAAGCGCUCUGCAGUGAGCACAGUGAAGCAGGAUGCGCAGGAUGUUCUUGCAGAAGGAGAGCGUCUUCUGGAUGAAGCAAACCAGCUUUCUGACAACAUCAACAAAGAGAUUGAGGACUUGGAAGGGAUGGAAAAAGAGCUUGGUCCUCUUCAUGUGCAACUGGACACUAAAGUCAAUCGACUCACCAAUGGUUUGAGUGACGGCAGCCUGGCCAAUCAUGUGCAAGACGCAGAGGACCACGCCAAGCAGCUGAAUGAAUCUGCAGCCAUUUUGGAUGGAAUAUUGGCUGAAGCUAAAAAUCUGUCCUUCAAUGCAACAGCUGCCUUCAAGGCCUAUAGUAACAUUAAAGCAAAUGUGGACGCAGCGGAGAAAGAGGCAAAGGCUGCCAAACAGAGGGCAAGUGAGGCCUUGGCACUGGCUUUAGGUCCAGACGUCCCAAUAAAGGAAGCCGCUCAUGAUGCUCUGCAGAAGAGUAACAAACUGCUGAACGAGGCUAAAAAACUUCAAAAUGAUGUCAAAGAAAACGCAGAUAGCGUGGCCGGGCUCAAGGGCAGAGUCAAAGCAGCAAGAGACAAAACCAAAGACCUGCUGAAAGCCGUCAAUGGAACCAUGGCAACGCUCAACGCUAUCCCCAGUGACACAGCAGCUAAGCUAGCAGCCACAAAAGUUGUAGCAGGAGAAGCUAACGCCACCGCCAUAGACGUCCUGGAGCGCCUCGGGGAUUUGAACCUGCAGCUCCAUGGCCUGCAGAGUAACUACAGCGAGCUGGAGGACACCGUCAACGCAGCCAAUACAAUGAUCCAGGACCCUGAGAAAAACACCAUCAUCCACGCUGCCGGAGCUAAAGUGAAAGACUUGGAGGAUGAAGCUGAUAGGCUGCUGGAGAAGCUGCAGCCAAUCAAGAAGCUGCAGGACAACCUGAGGAGAAACAUCUCGCAAAUCAAAGAGCUGAUCAACCAAGCCAGGAAACAAGCUAACUCUAUCAAAGUCUCAGUCUCGUCAGGAGGCGACUGUCUCCGCAGCUACCGCCCUGAUAUCAGGAAAGGCCGUUACAACACCAUCAUCCUGCACGUUAAAACCACCACACCUGAUAACCUGCUGUUCUACCUGGGAUCAGCCAAAUAUGUUGACUUCCUGGCCUUGGAGAUGCGUAAGGGCAAAGUGAAUUUCCUUUGGGAUGUGGGUUCAGGUGUGGGGAGGGUCGAGUAUCCCCAUCACACCAUUCAUGACGGGAGCUGGCACAGAAUAGAGGCAUCUCGUAAUGGGUUGAAUGGCACCAUAUCAGUGUAUCCUCUGGAAGGAUCCAAGGCGGGGAUGAUGCCGACCCCAGCCAGCGCCAACUCACCCACAUCCUUCACCAUCCUGGAUGUGGACCAAAACGCUUACCUGUUUGUAGGAGGGAUAUUUGGCACUGUCAAGAAAGCAGAUGCAGUAAAAACAGAGACGUUCACAGGCUGCAUUGGGGAGACAUUCUUGGAUGGGAAACCCAUUGGACUUUGGAACUACAGAGAGAGACAGGGUGACUGUAAAGGAUGUGUUGUCAGCCCCCAGCGCACAGAUACCGAGGGAACAGUUCAGCUGGACGGUGAAGGCUAUGCUGCAGUGGCGCGACCCAACAGGUGGAACCCCAACAUUUCCACGGUGACCUUUAAGUUCCGUACAUUCUCCUCCGAGGCUCUGCUCAUGUAUUUGGCCACUGAUGAUAUGAAAGACUUCAUGUCUCUGGAGCUGUCUGAAGGUAAAGUGAAGGUGAACUUUGACCUCGGCUCAGGAGUGGGCAGCUCCAUAUCAGCCAACCGCCACAACGAUGGACAGUGGAAAUCCCUCACCAUGUCACGAAACAAGAAACAAGCCACCGUGACUGUAGUGGACAUCGACAGCAGUGCUGAGGAAAGGAUUGUGACCACGUCUCAGGGUUCAGCCACCGGUCUGAACCUCAGAGAAAACCAGAAGAUUUAUUUUGGAGGCCUGCCGACCAUUGGAAACUACAGCAUGACAGCCAGGCCAGAGGUCACUCUGAAGCGAUAUGCGGGCUGUCUGAGGGACAUUGAAGUCUCCAGGACUCCGUAUAAUCUCCUCAGCAGUUCAGAUUAUACCGGGGUCACUAAAGGAUGUAAUGCAGAGAAACUGUACACAGUGAGUUUCUCUAAACCUGGGUUCAUGGAGCUGGGUGGCCUGUCGUUGGCAGUCGACACAGAGAUCAGCCUGUCCUUCAGCACUCUGACGGACACCGGGACCAUACUGCUGGCAGUGGGCGGACCGAUUGGCCUGCAGGCACGGAAUACAAAUCUCGGCAGCUCCAAGCGGAGACGCAGACAAUCUGGAGAGCCGUACCUCUCUGUCAUGCUGAACAAAGGCUCUCUGGAGGUCCUGGUGUUUACGGGCAGCCACAGUCCACGCCGAAUCAUCAGACGGCCUGAGCAGGGCAUACUGCAUGAUGGGAGGGAGCACUCACUGCGCAUUGAGAGGCUGCCUGGAAGAUCUUUUGCAGUUCAGGUGGAUGAGGAGGCCAAGAGGGAGGCAGCUCUUCCCAACGACCAGCCAGUCAGCCUGCAGCGGAUCUUCCUUGGGGGUAUUCCUGCAGAUGUCGAGCAGACGUCCAACAGAGCAAACAUCCCAUUCCAGGGAUGCAUAUGGAACCUCAUGAUCAAUGCAGUUCUCUCAGAUUUCUCCCUGCCUGUAUCCUUUGAGAACGCUGAAAUCGGCCAGUGCCCCAACCUUGCACCACCUCCACCUCCACUCCCACUGCCAGACGAAGAGGAGGGGCCCGCGAAGGAAAAGGAGGAGACCAAGCCGUUCAGGCCUCCGCCGACCUCAGCUCCUGUUGCUCAACCUACAGCUCCUCCUGCUGAGGCCACGCCCCCUGCUGCACCUGCUGCUUCACCUACUGCUGCUGCUGCUGCUGCCGCCACGCCAACUGCUAAACAGGAGCCCAGCGCUGAUCUGGAUUCAUGUGCAUCAGCUGUGGCCCCGAUCGCGCUGGAGAAGGCCUAUCAGUUCGGACUGACCAGGAACAGCCACAUGAGCUUCGCGUUCGAUGACACCAAAGUCAGGGAGAGGCUGAUAUUGGAGUUUGAGUUGAGGACCAAGGAGGAUUCAGGUCUUGUUCUCUACAUGGCGAGAAUCAACCAUGCUGAUUUCGUGACCAUACAGAUUAAAAACGGACAGGUGUGUCUGGGUUAUGAUCUCGGCCAUGGAAACACGUCUGGCUGCGUCCCCAUCUCCAUUAAUGAUGGAAACUGGCACAAGAUCCGUGUGUCUCGUGCCAAGCAGAGAGCGACCCUUCAGGUUGAUUCGAGAUACAGUAAACAGUUGACCAGUCCAAAGAAGGCUGAUCUGUUGGAUGUGGUGGGAACGGUGUACGUCGGUGGAUUACCACACAACUACACCAGCAAGAGAAUAGGACCGAUCCUGUACAGUAUAAACGGAUGUAUCCGUAAAUUAAAGAUGGUGGGAGGUGCUGUGAGCGGUAAAACACCUGCCACAGUUCGCCCUGAGGACUUCAAUCUGAAUAUGGCCGCGCCAACCUCCAGUCACAUGGUAGGAAGAUGCUUCGUCGCUACUGAGGCGGGAACCUAUUUUGACGGCAGUGGCUACCUGAAAGCAGUCUCUUCUUACAGAGUGGGUCUAGAUGUGUCCAUAGCUUUAGAUUUCAGGACCAGCAAAACCAACGGAGUCCUUCUGGCCAUCAGUAAUCAAGCUAACGAUGGACUAGGACUGGAGAUUGUGGAGGGCAAGCUUCUCUUCCAUGUUGACAACGGAGCUGGACGGUUCACAGCCGAGCACAUGCCCGAGGGGGAGGGCUUCUGUGAUGGCCAGUGGCACUCAAUCGUCGCUAAAAAGCUUCGCCACAAAGUGGAGCUGGCUGUUGACGGGAAGAUGAGCCAAGCAGAGAGCCCCAAUGCUCGCUCCAACACGUGUGACACCAACGACCCCAUCUAUGUCGGAGGAUAUCCUGCUGGAGUCCGUCAAGCCGCUCUCUCUAGCAGCGCUUCCUUCAGAGGCUGUAUGAAGAACCUGAAGAUCACCAAGGCCUCUAAGACCAUGGACGUGCACUUCAACAAGGCCUUAGAGAUUAAAGGAGUCCAGCCCCAAUCCUGUCCCGCUGUCGCAGCCUAACUGGUACCCCAGAGCCUCCCAUUUGUCCAUCUACAACAGGACAAAUGUUGAUCUUUGAAACUGCACACACCCAGUGUGGUAACAAUAAUCAGAUUCUAUGUGCUUCAAAAACUCUAACCUGAAUUCAUCAUAGCAGCUGAAGUAUAACGUUCUGCCCUGUGUGGUCCCAGAUGAGAAUCAUGAAUAAACCUGUCAUAAAGGCCAAAUAUCCAGAUAGUGGAAGAUGCAUGGUAUCACUUGAGUCUUGAUCCUGUUUGUGGCUACAUGCAAAGUCACCUGGUGCAGCUUUAAAGUGCAAUAAAAAAACAUUAUAAAAUACAUGUUAGUUUAUUCUCAUGUUUUCAGCACAAAUCUCUGACUCCAUGCACAAAGUAAGGCUCUGAUUCAUAAAUCUAUGAUGACAACAAACUGAUGUUUCAAAGUGUUACAAACUGAAUGUUCUCAAGAGUGAAAUGUAAGUAUUAAGACCUGUGCUUUGGUUUCAGGUUUCACAGUAUUAGAGCUAAUAAUGUUUAGGUAAAUAAGUGAUUAUGUGAGCAUUAAAUCUGCUUUGUUUUCAGUGAAGUCCUCCUUGUUGCAGAGGUAGAGCAGGAUAUUAUGAGUCCUUCAGUUCUCUGACUUUACCUUUGUCACACAGACUUGGCUGGAAAAAAGAACGAGCGAUGCAUGAGGUGUCUACGUUUGUCCUUCAUAAACCUUGUUUCUAGAAAUUAGUUGGUUGGCUUUUUUUAUAUAUAUAUAUAAAAGGAAUAAAUGAAGCUAGCCUUCAUUUCAACCCUCUGUACAAACACCAUGCACUUAACUUUUUAUACAAGUGAGACUUUUUAAUGCAUUUUUUUAGAAAGCGAAAUACCGUAAUAAUUAUGUUAAUAGUUAAUUGUACUUUUGAUAAACUUGCUUUAUGCUACUUCAACAAACACAAUAUGGAAGAAAAUGUUUUAACUGAAUUUGGUGUGGGUAAUUUUUAAACUGUUGACACUGUUGCUUUUAGCUCAAGCUACAGCUUGUAUUCAUUUUCAGUAAUGUUGGAAUAUCAAAUUAAAGGUACAAGGUUUGUGCAGGACACUAAUGGCAGUGUAUGGUGCAUGGUGUGAUUUCAAAUACGUCAGCUGUUUCUGAAAUAUAUUCUUGAAAGCAUCAAA